Drosophila teissieri is the source of this 1640-nucleotide messenger RNA. It is a transcript of the gene mEFTu2, whose product is annotated as elongation factor Tu. The record is from RefSeq and is a predicted model, not a curated record. Gene Ontology annotation, biological process: mitochondrial translational elongation. Gene Ontology annotation, cellular component: mitochondrion. Bases 137 to 1555 code for a protein of 472 amino acids. Lineage: Eukaryota; Metazoa; Arthropoda; Insecta; Diptera; Drosophilidae. The transcript has 3 exons. Gene Ontology annotation, molecular function: translation elongation factor activity; GTPase activity; GTP binding.
AAAAAAAUGAAAAACAGUUCGUAUACCUUUAAGAGAGCUGAAUUUCGGUUAUCAAAAUUUUCUACAUUAUCAGCACUUAUAUUUUUGCGCUGUGCAGCACUGGCUUACAGCUGUUUGUGUUUUGGUUUUCCGCGACAUGCUCGGUGUUACGUGCUCUGCACCAAUAUUGCAGAUCUGGAGAGGAGAAAUGAGCGGACUCCUUCCUAAGUUGUGGCGGCCAUGUGAAGUGGGGCUAGUCCGGCUCAGCCAACCACUGAUCGGCUCCGGCGCCAGUCACAGUCGGUGGACAGGAACUCGUCUUCUGGCCACCAGUGCGGAUAAUAAUCCAGCAGCUGGACUCCGGGAGCUGCCCCACUGCAAUGUUGGCACCAUUGGUCACGUGGACCAUGGUAAAACGACACUGACCGCCGCCAUUACUAGAAUCCAGUCACAGAAGGGUCUAGCGGAGUUCCUGUCCUACGACCAGAUCGAUCGGGCGCCCGAGGAAAAGGCGCGUGGUAUAACAAUAAAUGCUUGCCAUAUUGGGUAUUCCACUGCAGAGCGCACCUACGCUCACACGGAUUGCCCGGGUCAUGCAGACUACAUAAAGAACAUGAUCUCGGGCGCCUCCCAAAUGGAUGGUGCCAUCCUAGUUGUGGCCGCCACUGACGGCCAAAUGCCCCAGACUCGCGAGCACCUGCUUCUGGCAAAACAGGUGGGCAUCCAGCGCAUCAUAGUCUUUAUAAACAAGGCCGAACUGGUGGACCAGGAGGUUCUAGAACUGGUCGAAAUUGAGAUGCGCGAGAUGUUGACUGAUUUUGGCUUUGAUGGCUUAAAUAGCCCGGUUAUUUGUGGUUCAGCGUUGCUGGCCCUUCGCGAAGAUAAGUCGGAGUUCGGGGUUCCGUCAAUUGAAAAGCUACUUGAGCAUUGCGACUCUUACAUACCAACGCCGCAGCGGGAUAUCGCAUCCCCAUUUAUUCUGCCAAUAGAUAAUGCUUUUACGGUACCCGGAAGGGGAACCGUAGUCGUGGGCACCAUCAAAAGGGGCACCAUUCCACGGAACGCGGAUGCCGACCUACUGGGAUUCAAUCAGAACCUAAAGACGAGCAUCAGCGACAUCCAGAUAUUUCGGAAGAGCGUGCCCCAGGCAGAGGCUGGCGAGAACGUCGGUGCACUGCUGCGAGGUAUAAAGAUAUCCGCCGUGGAACGGGGAAUGCUACUGUGCGCAACCGGUUCCGAGGAUAUAUCCAACCACUUUGAAGGUUCCAUGUACCUGCUAUCGCGGGCCGAGGGCGGUCGUGUCAAGCCCAUGCUCUCCAAGUAUAUCCAGCAGCUCUUCAGCCAGACGUGGAAUGUUCCAGCCAGAAUUGACAUAAUUCCAAGUGAGGCUAUGCUAAUGCCGGGUGAGCAUGGCCAGGUGCGCGUCACGCUAAUGCGGAAAAUGGUCAUGACGCCGGGCCAAGCCUUCACAAUUCGCGAGAACGGAGCCACGGUGGCUACCGGAAUGGUGACGCAGCGUCUGCCGUCUCUUGACCUGCCUAAGAACAAGUUAUCAAAAGUCAUGGUGGACUGUUAACGACUCGAGAUUGUAUUUGUAAAAAUUUUCUGUUCAUCAUACACGAGUACUUGAAUUCUAAUAUAUAUAUUUGUAUGUGUUUAGA